AUGAAGCGACCCAACCAGGACGACUCUCAGGAUGCAACCGCUCGCGGGAAACAGGCAAGGACUCAUGGCCAACCCGCCGUUUCCGUGUCAGGGUCGCACACAGUCGUCCAACCCGCGUCCGUCUUGGCCCUCCAACCCCACACAGACGGCGAUGAUAUGAACGUCGACUCAGACUACGAGCUCGACCGCGAGGACGCUACCAGCAUGGACGAGGAUCUCGAUCAAGAUAGCGAUCUGGAAGGCGAACCUACCACCCAGGAUUUGCUACGGUCUGUGGAAUCUCGCUCGGCGCGUACCCGGACAAGGGCGCUCAAACUGCUUAUCAACCGCCUCGCCGAUCUCACCAGCGCAGAGCGGGAAUCAUUGCUGAAAAUCGCGCGGAAAAAUCUGUACACUGAGGCCGACAAAGGAGUCAAGAUCUUGCUCAUUCAAAUCCUACAAAACGCUCUGGAGGCUACAACAGUUGACGGGAGAGGCGUUGUCGAGGACUUGCUCAACCAGCUCCAAGCGGAUUCAACAGAAGUUCGAGUUCAGGUGUACGAUGCCAUUGCCUAUAUCAUCAAGAUUGGCAGGUUACAACGGAACAGCAACUCAGACAUCAACACCAUUAGGGCGCUUAUCACCAUCUCUAUCGCAGAACUGAGUGACCGUCAUCAUAGAGUUCGAUCCGCAUUGCUCCAACUCGUCUCACAACUUGCUCCAUUACUAAGGACAUCCGAUAUUCAGACUAAUGUGUCUGAAGGCAAACAGGCUGGAUAUUCUCAACAUGACAUUCAAGUCAUCAUCAGCAACUAUGUCACCGAUCCAGAGCCUCGCGUCAGAAAGAAUGCACUCAAGGCCUUGCUUGGACUGCAUCGGGAGGGAUUCAAGAUUGGAUUGGUCAUGUACGACGUUGCCAUCUUGGCUAUCUUGGAUGACUAUCAGGAAGUCCGCAUGGAGGGUCUCGACCUCAUCUUCAUCUUGAGUCGACUCUAUCCUGACCAGAUUGUCCAGAAUCCAAAGGAAGACAUAGAACAGAGAACUCGACUCGCAGAUGACGCCUUCGUCCGGAUAUGUGACAUGAUGAAUGAUAGCUCCAUGGUAGUCCGCGCAAAGGCAUGUACGCUUCUGGGACGAUUCAGAAAGGUCAACUACAUGUUUUUGUCACAGACAUUCAGCAAGCAAAUCAUGGCCCGCCUCAAAGUUGACCAGUCUGCAAGGAAUAUCGCAUUGGGUCCAGCGCAAAAGCAAGCUCAAAGGGCGAAGUUGAUUGCGACUCCAGAGGGAGAUCAGGAUGUCACAGCACAGCAAGUGCGUUUGCUUGAUUCUGGCGCCUGCGGUGCUUUUGUCCAUGGACUGGAAGACGAAUACCAAGAUGUCCGAAACGCAGCCAUCAACUCGAUUUGUGAGCUCUGUCUCCACAACCCAGGGUUCGCCGUCCUCGCCCUCGACUACCUAGUUGAUAUGUUCAUGGAUGAGAUCGACUAUGUGCGUAUGAACGCGUUGACGAGCUUACGCAAGAUUGGAAACAGAGGACUCAUCACCUUUGACACGGAACAGCUUCAAAUCGCCCUUGGAGUUCUGGAGGAUGCCGAUCGGGACGUCAGAGAGGCUGCGCAUAGAAUGCUUGAGGUUGUCACAAUGUCCACAGAGGAUGGAAUGACAUCUUUCCUGGAAAGUAUCGAGACGAAUAUGAGGCGGUUUCCAGAAGACCAGCUUUCGAUCUACCAAUGCUUGCGAUAUGUCGGAAGACAUCAUGGCGUCUUUCUUGAGAACAUGCUCGAAUCCAUGCUCCAACUAGACCGCACCUUCUUGGCCAAAGAGAAGAACGUUGAAGAAAUGACAUACUGCGGGCACAUGGUUCUCUUGUUCAAUGCUGCCACCACGAACCCAACCAUCUUGAAUAUGCUCCCAAAGUACACCUUCAAGCACUAUACCUAUCUACGCGACGAGUACCUCAACUGCUUCCCUGAGCCAACAGAGAUCCCAUGUCCAGGAACUCAGUCGUUGCGGGAUCUCGCGGCGGCUCUUACUAUGACAAUCACUAAUGAUGGACCGGAUGGCGCAGGAAUGAAUAUGGACUCGAUGACUAGCGCUCAGGAUGGCGCGACUUCUGCUUAUGCCACGACGAUUGCAGCAAUGCGUAUCCAGACGGAGGAGGAUGCCGAAGCCUUCUAUGAGCAGGCACUUCGAAAUCUGGAUCGCAUUCAUGUCCUCCUUCGACAACAGACUUCUUCAAAUCAAUCACGGGCGCGGCCAGACUUGACCAAACGGCAUCGAGAGGUGCUUUUGCGCCAACUCUCAGCCUGUCAGCGUGACCUCGAGUACAUUGUGAGCGUGCAUACCAAGCAAGGAAGGAACGCCGAGUUUGCAAGUAUGUACCUGGAGUGUUGCCAGUUGCUAGUCCAGAUCCAAGAGAGCUAUGAUUCACCGUCGUUUAUCAUGCUGGCGCCCAUUUUGUCGGCACAGCUGUUCCGCCUUUCGUACUAUAUGGACCAUAUUUUCUUGGGUCUUGAUGCCACCGCCAAGGUCUCGGUGGGAUACUUUCGCAUUCUGGCAAAUUUGGUUUGGUUCUUUGGCAUGGUACAAAAGAAGGCUGGUACUUCUGCAUCAUCUUCCUCAUCUUCCUCCUCGGCUGCUGGUCCUCGGGAAGACGGUUUAACGCGUGAGUACUUGCAGUCGAUGCUACAGCAGGCUAUUAAGAGAGUGACGGAUCUUCAGGCCCAGAUGGACCGACCAGAGGUUGAUCUAGUCCGGAUUCAGGGUUAUCGUGUCAUCCUGGGAGAUCUCCGUGUUGCACUCCUUCGCGCCUUUAAGUCGCCCUCCACCCUCGAAGUCGUCCGUCUCCUCGCCAACAUCGUGAAAUUCAGGCCGAUGGAGAUUGAUUUCAGGAGCCUGGUUUUGCAUAGGAUUAGUGCAGAGGUGACGCGACCCACCACAAACCGCGACCGGCCAACAGACAUCCACCCUUCGUUCCCGUUCUUGGUCCCAGUCGAAGGUGUGAUCCGCCAUGCCAGGGAUACAACAGGCGUUGCGAUUCAAGUGACAUUUCCCAAUGGCAAUGUUCGUCAUUAUUAUCCUCCGCCAGAUCACUUUAUUCCGGUUGAGGAUGGCGAGAGCAAAGACAAAUCUGAUGAAGCAGAGGCCAAGCGGGAAUCAGAAGAUUCUGGAGCCAUGGAUGUUGUUCCCUCAACAGCAACAGGAGAGACUCUGUCCACCCCAAGUACAUAUCGACUCCGGACGUCGAUCGAAAUCUACCCCGAGGCUAGUUGGGGUACUUCCUCAGCAGAGCUGCGGAUCACGCUGUCGAGGUCGUUCCAGCCAGAUCUGGUGGGCCAUGACGAGUUUAUCUGUCGAUUCGCUGAAGAGAUUGCGACGGAGAAGCGGCAGCAGCAGGCGUUGCAACAGAGAGGGAUGUUGACGGAUCCUAACGGACAAAGUCAAUCAUCAUCUUCUUCUGCGGCUUGGGGUUCGGCGUCUAAUGGUCUGUUGAGCCACCCAAGGGGUCUUUUGGCACUGGGAGGAAGCGGAGGGGGAGGAGGUCAGAUGUCGUCGCGUCGUCUGCAGUCUGUGGCGACUCCAGGAUCGGAGGCUCAUGUCAUGCAGAACCAGAGUACGUUGGAGAUUUCCAAGAGUAUUAAUUACUAUGUCACACGACGCGCCAUGUUCAACUCUUAG
This is a messenger RNA of Linnemannia hyalina, 3657 nucleotides long. Lineage: Eukaryota; Fungi; Mortierellomycota; Mortierellomycetes; Mortierellales; Mortierellaceae. The record is from the annotation of a GenBank genome assembly.